Messenger RNA from Suillus paluster, 573 nucleotides. Its product is annotated as phosphatidylethanolamine-binding protein. The record is from RefSeq and is a predicted model, not a curated record. The coding region runs from base 1 to 573 and encodes 190 amino acids. Gene Ontology annotation, molecular function: peptidase inhibitor activity; phospholipid binding. NCBI's taxonomy places the organism in Eukaryota, Fungi, Basidiomycota, Agaricomycetes, Boletales, Suillaceae. The transcript has 4 exons. Gene Ontology annotation, biological process: regulation of Ras protein signal transduction; regulation of proteolysis.
AUGCUCCUUGAUCCACUCAGUGCUGUUAGACAAGAUAUCGAGGACAAGGACCUCAUUCCAGACGUUAUUCCCGCUGACCCUUCUUUCGAUCCCAAGGAUCUGCUUGUCGUGACCUUCCCCACCGGCCAAGAGGCCCUUCUUGGGAAUACACUCACAGAAACGGAUACUGCUGAUGAACCAACUGUCGCAUUCAUACCAGUGCAGGUUCCGGCUGUGAAUGGUGAAUCUACCUAUACGCUCGUCAUGACAGAUCCAGACGCGCCAUCCAAGGCGGACCCAAGAUACGCACAAUUUCGGCACUGGGUUGUCACUGGCGUGAAAGUGACCCCUGCUGCACAGCUCACCACACCCGCUGUGACGCCGUAUUAUCCUCCCACUCCUCCUGCGGGGUCUGGCAAGCAUCGUUAUGUCGUAUUGUUAUAUCAGGAGCCCAAUGCGGGCUUUUCGAUCCCUGCCGAUGCCCCGGAACGCGACAACGAGUCCAAGAACCGAAUGAAAUGGAAUGCAGCGAAGUUCGCUGAACAGUACGGGCUGAAGCUAGUUGGGGUGAAUUAUUUCUAUGUCGGGGAAUAG